Molecule: messenger RNA, 444 nt
Organism: Recurvomyces mirabilis
Lineage: Eukaryota; Fungi; Ascomycota; Dothideomycetes; Mycosphaerellales; Teratosphaeriaceae
Exons: 1
Coding region: 1-444 (147 amino acids)
Source: RefSeq, a predicted model, not a curated record
AUGCUUUCCACCAUCUUCACCCUGGCUUCAGCCACAGCUACCAUAGCGGCCCCCGCCAGUAUCAUACAAGCCAGGAACGGCGCAGCAAACUACAACGUCCCUCAAAUGCAGAUCCGCGACCUCGAGCUCACCAUCAUCAACCUCACCAACGACAUUGUCCAAUCCAACAGCACCGGCUUUGCCACCAACUAUGCCCUCGGCACGACACAAAUCGGUGUUCUUAGCAACGGAGUCCAAGGUGCUGAGCACUGUGGCCCCUACCAGGCUACAGUCGCUAGCGGAAAUACGCAGGCUAUCGCGUACCUACAGAACGCUAUUGUGGCGUUGCAGCAGUUGUCUUUGGAUUUGAUGAAUCCGGCGUCGAGUGUCGAAGAGGAUUCGUUCAACUAUGAUAUUUGUCAGGCGAAGUUCAACUACCAUGCCCUCGAUGGCUUCGUAGUUUGA